Messenger RNA from Populus euphratica (Euphrates poplar), 2436 nucleotides. Its product is annotated as mediator of RNA polymerase II transcription subunit 15a-like. The record is from RefSeq and is a predicted model, not a curated record. NCBI's taxonomy places the organism in Eukaryota, Viridiplantae, Streptophyta, Magnoliopsida, Malpighiales, Salicaceae. The transcript is spliced from 9 exons. Gene Ontology annotation, molecular function: chromatin DNA binding; transcription coactivator activity. The coding region runs from base 76 to 2286 and encodes 736 amino acids.
UAUCUAAGCAGGAUAGAGAAAAGUUCUAACGCUACAAUUUCUAGUUCUUCUUCGAGCUCUUCAUUCUCUACUGAAAUGCCUUCAGAUCCAGAACCUCAGAAUAAUCAAUCCCAAGUUCACAAACAAGAUCAGUCAUUUACUAUCCAUCAUUCUGGAUUGGCGAACCAGCAUCAAGCAGCCCAACAGCAUUUGCAAACAAACUUUGAGAACAAGAAGUCUUCAGAAAAUUUAAAAGGUGAAAUGGAACAUUCUGGUAAUUCUGGAAAUUGCGAGCAAGAACAGGGAAUACUGCAUUCACCACAGGUUAUUGCUCAGCAUAACCCGGAAGAAUUUCUGAAAUUUCAGCAAGGCUCCUGCCUAGAGCUUCAAUCCUCAACACUUUCCAUGGUCAAGAGGGACCCGCAAACAACCCCUGCGCACCUGCAACAGACACAACAAGCUACUUUUACACUUCACAAUCCACCAUCCAUGGUUGAACUGCCACUAUUGUUGUCACAGCAGCAAGAGCAGCCGAAGGGACAAAAGGAAGUUGCCACUGAUGUGAGCCAAAAGCUAUUAAUUGCGCAAGAAAGCAGAGUCCCUGAUCCGCAGCAUCAUCAACUGAAGUUACCAUGCCCGUACAAUGAUUGUCAAAGCUUGCAGUCAUGUUCACCGACUCCAGAGCAGAAACUGUUGUCUCCAUCACAGCCACCAAAAUUGCAACAGAUUCUAAAUUUGUCACGGCAAGAUGAACAGCAAGAUGACAUAAAAUCAGAGCAGCAUUUGUGUGAAUCAAAUUCAGAGCGCGAAAAUGUAGUGAAUCCAGUGCAUCAAGUUUCCAUGAGGUCUCUACAGCUGCCAUUAAGCACUCUUCCACAGCCAAAUGAUAUCAAAUUUCUAUUAAAAAACAACAGGAAUGAACGAGCAAAAGCGAAUUCCGGAAGAAGUUCUUUUAUAGCUCAACGUAUGGAUGCAAAACAAAAGUCCCUGCACCAUGUAUCCGCACAAAAGAAGAAUCAAGAAUCUCAACAGAGCCAAAUGUGUCAGCAACUCAUCAAGGGAAAUCAAGAAGUUCCACAUCAGAUGCAGCAGGAUGAUGAAAUGCCACAUCAGUUGAAUGAAGUAAAUGAUGUGAAAAUGACACAAGGAAUAAAGCAUGAAACAGAACUAAAUCAGAGACCUGAAGUCAAGAACUUGAAAUUUAGACAAGUGACAGCUGUUAAAUCUGGAGUUCCACCUUCAAUUUUUUCCCACAGGCACAUUCAGGCCGAACCUGUCCAGUUACCUCGACAUUUUCCUCUGACCACCCAGCAUAAUAUGCUGCGGUCGCAUACAAUAGCUGGAUCCCCUUCUCAUUCUGUAAAUUCACAGUCUGGGUUUUCUGCGAAAUUCCCCUCCAAUGACUCCUCAAACUUGAAUACAGAUGGCUUUGGUUUUGAUGCUUCAACCAUCAAUUUUGAAGAAUCAUGUGAUGCUGAGAAGCCCAUUCUACGCUUAAUUAAAGCGGUGAACUCAAUUUCAUCGAAAGCCUUAAGUGCUUCUGUAAGUGAGAUUGGAUCAGUACUCAAUCUGGCUGAUAGCAUGGCAGGAUCAGUACCAGUUUAUGGAUCCAAAGGCUCAGUUAGUGAAGAUUUAGGGGUCACGAGUAAGACUAAUCCAGUUGCAAGAUACUUUUCCAUGGGUUGUAGCACAUUUGGAGUGAGGAAAGUGGAUUGUUCAACAAAAGCAGUUCCCUUGAAUGAUAAGACACCAGCUUGCCCGAAGAAAUCUGGCUCAGAGUCAACUACAUUUUGCCCCAACAAAAAACCUAGGAUUCAGGUCAGUCGUGCUGUGUUGAAGGAAAUAGACGAGAUAAAUCAGCAACUGAUAGACACAGUGGUAGAUAUCAGUGAUGAAGAAACCGACUCAACUACAGUUGGACCAGAUGGUGGUGGAAUCAUUAUCAAGUGCUCAUUCAUUGCUGUGUCCAAUAGUCCAAACUUCAACUCGGAGGAGGAUUUCGAAGAAAUUUCAAAAAUUCAGCCCUUAAAAUUGCUUGUCCCCACAAAAUACCCUUAUUGCUCACCUAUAGUUCUCGAAAAGUUACCAGAGGAAGUCAGUGAAAAGCAUGAUGAUCUUUCAGUGAAGGCAAGGGUAAAGCUCAACUUACAUCUCAGAAAUCUAUUGCAGCCCAUGUCAAUAGGGGAGAUAGCUCGGACUUGGGAUAAAUGUGCUCGGACAGCUAUUUCCGAGCAUGCAGUGAAGAAUGGGGGAGGUUGCGUUUUCUCAAAAUAUGGAACUUGGGAAAAUUGCUUCAGUGCCACAUGAUGAGGUGUUCAUCUCCAUUCCACACAAUCCUCCUGCUAAGCAGCAAAGCAUAGGGUUGUUGACUAAACUGAAUAGACACAACCACAUUACCUGGACGGUAAUGUCUACAAGACCAUAUAAAAUCACAUGUAAUCAGAGAUAGGUCAAGCA